CCCGCAUGUUGAAGUGAGCAAAACAAACAAGCGCCGUAACAUUUAUUGUUCAUAGAACCGUUUAAACUUUGAAUUUAUUUUAUGUAAAAUCUUUGAAAGGUUAAGCUUAAUUUUUAAAUUACAAUCACUUCAAACCGCUUCAGACCGGAAGCAGAACGGUUUUGCUCGCUCGUAUCCAAUGGCUGAUCAGGACUCAGAAAGCCUGCCCCAGCUCUUCAACCGAGCGGAAAUUCAAAUGGAAAAGUUAGAAGACUCGGAAAGGAGCCCGGAAAGCAUCAGUGCCCUCAUCAAACAGUUUGAAACAGCAACCAAAUUCGUAUCGAUUUUGGGACUAUUUAGCCGUAACGAGAGCGCGGACGAAAUUUCGACUGCCGAUUUGAGGUAUCUUCUGCUGCCAGCGUACUUAGCCAGACUUACCUUAAAACUAACCGACGGUCGCAAAGCUCGCUUGGAUGCUGCGGAGAUCUAUAUCGUCGAUUAUCUUCAGCGCUGUAAAGAUUACGGCGUUCCUGGCAGUAAUGCUAUCCCAGAUAAAGAUUUGAAAAUCAGUAUUCAGGAAAACGGUUCAUCGGACACUGAUGCAGUGCAAACGUCCACCGUGAAAUCCCCGCAAGACCAGAUAGCCGAAGCCGUAAAUAAACGGGCAGCGAAGAUUGCCGCGUUCAAGCACAAACUGGAGAGUAAAGAAAAGGCUGCCGCUUUAAGAAAAAAGUUGGAGGAUGGGAGUGCUGAUGAAAAUGAACAACGUGGAUAUUAUUACAACCUUUUUAACAUGUGGAUUUUGGAUCUGAUGGAGGAGCUUGAUUUCGUGCGGGAAGAGAAACGAUUAUUGGAACACCGGGAGAAAUUGUCCAGAGGCGCUUCGGAAGACGAACAACAGCCAGUGCAGUCUCCCAUGUCGAAGACUUUGUCGAAAUUUAAUAAGCCCGUAACAAUAGUCAAGAAUGAACUCCAGAAGCAAGUUUUCGGUGCCGGCUAUCCGAGUCUUCCCCUGUUAACCGUGGACGAGUUUUAUCAGGAGUUGGUGCAAGAAGGAGCAUUGCCCGCCCCAGGAUCCAAAGCCGCAAAGAACCUCAAUUAUAUGGGUCCUACCCAGGCUGAACUGGAGAGUGAUGACGUUAAAAAAGAGCAGGAUGUUGAGUCCGACAAUCCGGAAUACCUCCGUAACGCGCGUGAUUACGACGACUGGAAGGACGACCAUCGACGGGGUUGGGGAAACCGAAUCGGACAAGGAUAAUACAGUGCUUAAUCGUUGGCUACCGUCAUUGGGAUGCCAUUCUUGAGGCCGGCUACUGAUUCCGAAGAGCCGGCGUAUGGAACAAAUUGGAACACGGGAACUGCUGCUACUGCGCAAUCAGCUGAUCGGGUUUUUCGGUUAGUUGUUGACUUCACUAGCUUUGUGAUCAUUUGGCAAAUACGGUUUUGUUCUGACAAUGAGUUAAGACUUUUAGAUUAAGUUAUAUAAGGGCGUGUGGAUUUUAAAAGUGUCUACAGUAGAUAAUUUUUAGGGUUUUGACUGUGCACUUUAAAUGCGAGAAUUUCGAAAAUUUUUAGUUUGACCACUCACUGUCCACAGAAUGACAUGCUUUGUAAUAGUCUAAAGAAGUAAAAACAGAAUAAUCUUCAAUACAAAAAA
Molecule: messenger RNA, 1636 nt
Organism: Paramacrobiotus metropolitanus
Lineage: Eukaryota; Metazoa; Tardigrada; Eutardigrada; Parachela; Macrobiotidae
Product: immunoglobulin-binding protein 1-like
Exons: 6
Coding region: 179-1237 (352 amino acids)
Biological process (GO): regulation of dephosphorylation; regulation of signal transduction
Cellular component (GO): cytosol
Molecular function (GO): protein phosphatase 2A binding
Source: RefSeq, a predicted model, not a curated record